Molecule: messenger RNA, 2273 nt
Organism: Neolamprologus brichardi
Lineage: Eukaryota; Metazoa; Chordata; Actinopteri; Cichliformes; Cichlidae
Source: RefSeq, a predicted model, not a curated record
UCAGAGGUGAGAGUUCACUCCGGUAAAAACAUGGUUGAGCACGGGGAUAUCCGCGUGGUUCACUGCGGCGGCAGUAAAAUAAACUUCAGGGAUCCUGUGAUAACCCACGACUCCAGGUUCCUUCUGUGCGCCUCCGGAGAGGCUGUGAAGGUGUUCAGCACCUCCACAGAGGAGUGUAUCCACGAGCUGCGGGGUCACACCGAGCUGGUGACAGGUGUGCUGCUCAGACCCUCAAACCACUUACAGGCCAGAAAGCAAAAGCGUUUCCAGCUGGUCGCGGCCCAUCUGCCACAGAGUGGAGAUCAACUGGUGGAGGUUCAAGAACUUUCUGCCGUACUCAGCGGCGUCAGCCCCAACCCAGCAGCCAUCGCCUUUGGCAGAGGGGGAGAAUUUAUUGCUUCAGUGAACGACUUGCAGCUGGAGGUCUAUUUCUUCAAGAAGCAGAAGUCGUACAGGUUUUUCCUGAAAGAAGACAACAAAAAGGGCGGCUGGAACACAUUCACAUGCGUCGCCUGUCACCCGAAAGAUGACUGCAUCGCCACGGGACACGAAGACGGGAAGAUCCGCCUGUGUAUAGAGAUCACCAUCAUCCAGAGUUGCGUUAAAGUGUCUGCUGUCAUUCAGGGCCUGGUCAAAGGCGACAGCAUCAGGACAGACUUGAUGAUGGAUCCUCGCAGCAAAGCUCUGGUGCUAAACGGGAAACCCGGACAUCUGCAGUUUUACUCGCUCCAAAGAGACAAACUGCUGUACAAUCUGGACAUCGUGCAGCAGGAGUACAUUCAUGAAUCGGGCCUGCAGCAGUUCGAGGUGGUCAAAGCGGCGUUUGACGCCUCCGGCUCGUGGUUGGCGACGGUGGAGGAGAGACAUCAGAAAGCUGCUGAGCUGGAGCUGAACCUGAAGCUGUGGGCUUUCGAUGAACAGACGCAGAGUUUUGUGCUGAACACGACCAUCUCGGCCCCCCACGACGCCCAGAUUACCGCCAUGUGCUUUUGCCAGGCCGCCGACAGCCAGACCACCCUGCUGGUCUCCACCAGACCUUUUUUCCCCUCCAUCAGUGAUCUUUGUUUUGGGCGACUGAGCUGUUCCAAGUAUCUGCUGGGAACCACCGCCAGCAAUCUGCUCUGCUGGAACCUCCUCACCUGCUCUUUGGAGUGGACCACUUCCAUGGAUGUCAGGCGGCUGCUGGCCGACCCCCUUUCCGAGAACAUGGCUGCCUUUUGCUAUCAGAGCGGAUCCACUGACCUGUUUGUGUUCAAGCCCAGCGAGCCUCGGCCGCUGUUUUCCCAUAAGGCUGUGUGCUCGAGGAAGGUGACUCAGGCCGUCUUCGCUCCCAGGGAGGAGAUGCUGGAGAGCUGCGAGGAGAGCAGCCAGUGGCUGAACCGCUCUCAGCUUUACUUCCUCACUCAGCAGAUGGAUCUCAUGACAUUCACCACCAAAGCUGAGGAGGACAGGCUGCUGGCAUCCAGCAAACAGCUUGUGAUUGACGACAGCGUAGCCAUGACGCCUUUCUAUCUGCUGUUGGGGAAACACAGACAGCAGCAACAGGAGCAUCAGGACUCCGACAGCAGCCUGUGGGCGGAGAGAACGGCGCUGCCGCAGACCUCUGCCUCCAUCAAAGAGCUUCUGCAGACCCCGGCUCACGUGCUGCCCUCCACCUCAUACCUGUGCUCCAUGUUUGUUCAGUCUCUGCUCAUCUCUGUCUCAGACGCCAGGGAGGAAAAGGCACGUGCAGAAGAGGAAAUGGAGAGCGAGAAAGAGGAAGAGGACUCUGAGGAGGAAAUGGAAUCCAGCAGGUCCAAACCGGAGCUGGCAGCGGCGACAGAGUCGGACGCCCCCGCUCUGACGAAGGCUCAGGCGAGAGAACUGAGGAGGGUGAGGAAGCUGGAUCACAGCUGGCUCGCAGGCCUCCUGGACUCCUAACCAGAGCCUGUACCAGGUUUCCACCAGCAGCUCGGACGUUUUCUGUUUUAUACCAUUAAGUCAAAGUGGGCUUCUUCCACUUUGUCUCCCUGACUGGAAACAAAUCUCUGUGCAAACACAAAGCACAUAUUUGAUUACACAAUCCUCAAGUCAUUAUUGGACAAGUUUAUGACAUCCAAACAAUGGAACCCCACCCAGCCUUUCCUCCGCUGUUGUACAGCGAGCGCGAGUUUCCACCAGUUUUCUUGCCAAAACUCUGGACUGAAUUUUUGGUCUGGAUUCUUUUCAAUCCUCAAUUGUUUUGUCUUAUUCUUUGUUUUUUUCUUUUUUUGGAAAAUAAAUAUUUGUACCAA